Molecule: messenger RNA, 2243 nt
Organism: Drosophila grimshawi
Lineage: Eukaryota; Metazoa; Arthropoda; Insecta; Diptera; Drosophilidae
Product: GATA zinc finger domain-containing protein 10
Exons: 7
Coding region: 153-2243 (696 amino acids)
Molecular function (GO): growth factor activity
Source: RefSeq, a predicted model, not a curated record
UUGAUUUCCUUUCGGAUUUUAAAUACGUUGCAACUUUCGUCAACUUUAAAUGUACCACGUUUGCAGACAUUGUGAACAGAACGCACAAACCCAUGUUGGAUUAUAAUUUAUACCCUUAAAUUUGGGGGCUACAAUGCGGCCAGAAAUAUACAAUGUUACUACAGUUUAUGCUGCUCAAUGCCAGGAUUAUUUUUAUACUGAUGGUAAUGCUUGCUCUUGUAACUACAACAUGUGCAAAGAAAACGGACGAAUACAUUUUAACUUUGAGGAGCCACAACAACAGGGCGCUGCAUAUAAAUCCGCAAGGUCGAGUGUACGCCGAGAAAAUACUACAAGCACAAUCCUUCACAAUGGAGAAGGUUGGCGAUGUACUCAGCCCGGAUUUCAAAAUCACCAUCUAUGCCAAGGAUGUGAAGAACUAUUUGUGCUUUGCCCAAGGCAGACUUGUUGGAAGGAGAAACGCCACAAACGAUUGCCACUUCAGAGAGUCAAUGACUCAGGGUUAUUAUCAGUAUGUGAAUGCCUACAAUCCGGUGUUGCGAGUGGGCAUCAAGCGCAACUUUCGUCCCAUUGGGCCUAGGGAUAUGCAGAGAUCGCAUCGCAUGCGCAAUGCGUGUUUCCAGUUCAAUCGAUUGAAGGCCGAGCACGUGCCGAAGAAUCUUGUCCAUUUGGCCGAAACUAAACAAGGCACAUCAAUUGAGAAGAAAAAUACGUCUACAACAACAAUGAAAAAAAAAACUCCAAACACAACCACAACAACAACAACAACAACCACAACUACAUCGACUACAACAACCACAACAACAACAACAACUACGCCUAGCCCAGUGGCGGUGCCAAAACGAUUACGUGGCAAAUCAAUGCAUCGCCAGGAGCAACAACAGCCAGCAACAACAACAACAAACACAAGUAUUAAUAGAAAUAGUUCUACCAACAACAAUAAUAACAACAACAAUAGCAACAACAACAACAAUAGCAUUAAGUAUUAUAAGCAAGACGAGGAUGCGCUGCGCGAGGAGAAGAUCCUGAAACGCAAUCAUAUGCGACACCAGCGACAACAACACCGGCUCCAGCAGCAACGUCAGCAUCAGAAUCAGCUGCAGCAGCGUCAUCACAAUGCUGUCGGCGCCAUGCAACAGCCGCAGCCGCAACCGAAAAACCUUGUGUUGCGUCAUCGUCACAACAACAACAAUGCAACGUCCCGGAGGCGAAAGGGGCGCAAACACAUGCAUCGACGCCGCCAACAACUGCGGGCGGAACUGGAACAGCAGCAGCAGCAAGAGGAGCAGGAGGAACGCCAGCGACGACAGCAACAUUCCACCGAUCAGCUGCCCACAGCCUCAUCCUCGUCCUCCUCGUCGUAUACAGCAGCAUCGACAGCGCUGACAGCAACGGCUUCGUUGGCGCCGUCAGCUCUCAAUUUGUGUGCCAUUUUGGCGGCGAGUGGUUGCAAGCGUGGCCGGCGAAAACGUGCAGCGGCCGCAAGUGGUGGGGCUGAUAUGGAUAUGCAGCUGGUGGAGACGCCCUCAAAGCAGCAGCAGCAGCAGCAGCAACAGCAGCUGCAACAGCAACAGAAGGAGCAGCAGCAGCAGCAGGCACAGGGUGCACAGGGUGCGCAACAACAAAAUGAAUACUCAAACGCCUAUGUUAAUAGUAAUUUAAACUUAAACUUAAUACCUAAACAACAAAAACUAAAUAUAGCAUUUAAUUUAAUUAGUAAUAGCCAUAGUAAUGUUAAUAAAGCAAUACCUGCCUUGCCAAAAAACUACAACUACUUGUACAGUAACGAGCAUUAUAAUAUGAAUAAUAAUAAUAUGAAUACUAAAAGUAGCACGACUGAUUCUAGUAGUUUAGCAACUAGCACUAAGUUUGAUAGUCCAAAUAGCCAUAGCAAUAGCAAUAGCAAUAGCCAUAGCGAUAGCAAUAGCAAUAGCUUGAGAAGGAGUGGUAACAACAAUUUCAAUGACAACAUUGACAUUAAUCUUAAGCAAUUGAUAAACGAUCGAAUUGAAAGCAGCAGCAGCAGUAGCAGUAGCAGCAGCACCAGCACCAGCAGCGCAGCUCCAGGGUUUUUGGGGGCAUGUGGGGCAGUUGGCUUCAUUGUCGCCGCUGUCAACGUUUGUCAACUGCACGCGGUGGCCCAAGUGGCAAGUGGCAAGUGCCAGCCAAUGAGCUCGAGUCCGAGUCCCGGUUGCAACCUGGGUGGCCAACUGGCAAGUGGCAAGUGGCUCCAGCAGCGUUGA